Messenger RNA from Mus musculus (house mouse), 7394 nucleotides. RefSeq names its product PTK2 protein tyrosine kinase 2 (gene Ptk2). The transcript has 40 exons. The record is from RefSeq and is a predicted model, not a curated record. Gene Ontology annotation, biological process: positive regulation of cell population proliferation; regulation of growth; cell differentiation. Bases 3026 to 6448 code for a protein of 1140 amino acids. Gene Ontology annotation, molecular function: non-membrane spanning protein tyrosine kinase activity; protein tyrosine kinase activity; protein kinase activity. Gene Ontology annotation, cellular component: centrosome; cytoskeleton; glutamatergic synapse. NCBI's taxonomy places the organism in Eukaryota, Metazoa, Chordata, Mammalia, Rodentia, Muridae.
UGGCUCAGCAUAGCCUCGCUCACAAGCCUAGAGGCUGGCAGCUUGCUGCUAGGGUCCCAUGUGGCUUGCUUAGGAGGCCAACUUUCACUCUUUUGUCAGGGUUAAGAAGAAACAGCUUUGGGUAUCCUGUGAUCAGCACCAUGUCACCUAUGAUGUAUCACUGUGAUCAAAGCAAAGUAUGAGACUUGUGCAGAUUCAAGGGGUGAAAACUCAGAUUCUGCCUCCUGUUGGGAGGCCUGUCAAAGACUCGGUGACCCUUUUCAGUCCACUGCAGAGUGCUACCUCUCCUCACAAAGCCAUUUUUGAUGCAAACCCCCUUUUGUGUCACCACUCCAAGCCCCUCCCCCCUAUCCUUCUGAUACUUUAAAUAAUAAUCUCUCAUUUUACACCAUGCAAAGCUUCAUUCACCCACUCAACAAAUAUUUACUGUGUGCCAGGGACUGCCUGGGGAACAAAACAAAGUCCCUGUUCUAUGAAUCUAGAAGUCCAGAGCAGAGACAAUCGAGAGACGGACAAGAGCAGUGUUGAACUGUUCUGAACAAUAGGUUUGGAGACAACAGGGUAAGCAGGCAAGGAGCCUAGAUGGGAGCACACUCAGCAGGGCAAUGGGUGGCUCGGGUUUCAAAGUAGUCAGCUGACAUUACCGAAGUGACAACUAACAUGGGGCCGAAGAAAAAGUGCUAGAGGUGACACAGAGACAUAAUCCCUUCUAAUUUUAAGUGCAGAAAAACACUAUAGGUUGGCUAUUGUGACAUAAUCUGUAAUCCCAGCACCAGAAGAUGGAAGUAGAAAGAGCUGGAGUUCAAGGCUAUCCUCAGCUACACAGAAAGUUUUAGUACAGCCUGGGCUACAUGAAACUAUAUCUCAAACAAACAAACAAACAAACAAGAACGAAACAAAAUAAAACUAGAGCUAGAGGGAUCCCUCAGUGGUUAAGAGCACUUGUCUUUGGAAAGGUCCUAGAUUCUAUUCCCACACCAACAUGGUGGCUGGCUCACGACUAUCUCUAAUUUCAGAAGAGAUCCAAUACCCUCUUCUGACCUCCACGUGCACCAGGCAUGUGUGUGAUACCCAUAUAUACAUUCAAGGAAAACACACAAGUACAAUAAAAUAAAUAAAUCUGGGAGAGAAAAAAAAACCCCCAAACAUAACCACCACUACUAGUUCAAAUCCAAGUUUAAUACACUUCAUUAAAAAAAACAAUAAAAAAGAAACACUAAAAUAUGGCAAAAUCUCGACAACUCAAAGCGUUUUAUUAUACCUGAGUAAAUUACAGCUCCCAGGUAUGUAGUGGUUGGUGGUUCUGUGUUCACCUUUCACUGCCUGUCCUGCUUGCUCGUUGGCUUGUGGUCGAAGAUCAAAAUGACACCAUUAAAAAUGAAAGUUCCCCGCUUCUGGUUUCAUUUCCUACCGCAAGGAUGCCAGUGAUUUUUUUCCUUUUUUUUUUUCAGAGAUCACAAAUCAGUCACCACUUCCUGCUUAAGACUCUCCGUAGGGUUGCUGCACAAAAACAAACUCAGGGAAACUAGGCACGGCUCGGAAGGACAGGGCCACCUGCUUGAUUCAGGCAAAGGUGUCCCCCCAGUCUCACGUUUCGUGGUAAGUUCCGCGCUGGAACUGGCUCUUAAGCCAGCAGCCAUCCACAGUGGCUCUCCCGUUCUGGCCCUCCUGUCCACCCAGUGUCCCCGAAAGGCUUCCCCAGUCUUAAGAUCUACAGGGGCUGCGGGAAGGGGCUGGAAUGUGAGUGGCCCCAGGCACUCCUAAACGAUCUUUCGGACCGUCUUCAGAGAUCCAUUAAAAUACUCUCUGUGCCUCAGUUUCCCCAUCUACAGAAAGCCCAUGAACCUCUAUUGAAGCGGUGAAGCCUGGAGAAGAUCAGGGCCGGCGUGUGUGCGGCUAAGGAUCUCCUGUGACCGUGAGGGACCCAGGCCUAGUCCGCAGACCCUGGGGCGGCCACAGGGGCCACCUCGUCAUCCCGGAACAGCGCUAUCCGCGGACGACGCCACGCCCGCACAGCUGGGAUACACUUUACUAGGAGCCGGGCGCGCCGGACUGCUCUGCGCAGGCGCGGUCCGCACUGCGCAGGCGUAGAGCUCUGCGCUGAGGUGAGGCAUUGCGCGCCGCGAGGUGUGGGCGCGCGCUCCCCAGCCACGGCGCACGCGCGGGCCCGCGCCGACUCAGCACGGCCCGAGGGCGCGAGCCCGCCGUCACCGCUACCGCCGCCGGCCGGACCGCCGUGCGCCCGGCGUGCGCGUGGGAGAGAGCACGGCUGCCGGUGCCGGCGCCGCCCCGCUGCCUUCUAUCUGCCUCAGCCUCGCGCGCCCAGUGGUGGCCGGUCUCUGGGCUACAAUGUAAAGAGGAAACAGAUACUAGGAAUAUUUUUUAGAACAGCUAUUUGAUUUCUUCUCAAAGUCACUGCUGCCUUCUGAGUUUUCCUCUUGCUCCUGUGAGUAAGGGGAGGAAUCUGUUCUAUGUCUGCCUGUGCCAGAUGUGAGAGCUCUGUGUCAUCUGUGGUAUCAUGCCUGUUUGACCCAAGACAAGGUCUCACUAUGAAGCACUGACUGACCUGGAACUUGUUAUGUAGACUAGGCUGGUUUAUAACCCAAGAGAUCUUCCUGACCACGCCUAGGAAUGAAGUUUUUAAAUUCUUGUCAUAAAGUAGUUAGCGCCUUCUCCAGCUUCCUGCAGCAUGACAGAAGAGAGAUACAGCAGUUGUUUCAAAGCUGGCAGGGAGGUGAACAGUGGUCCUACCAGCACUUUUGGGAGAUUGUUGUACUAGGAAGCUGCUUGUUUGUUGUCUUUGCUUUCAGAAGAUUGCGGAAGCAGAAGAUUCAGUAACUGAGAGGCCACCGUGGAGCUGCUGGAAACUGUUACAGAAGGAGCACCUCUCAAACCGUGCUUCAGGCUCUGAGAAAAGGAGCACAGGGGAAAUUAGUCUUGCUUUGGAUCCAAGCAAAUGCUGUCGGAGCAAUGAACUGGGACUUUGUGUGCGGACUCCUGGCUUGAUCUUGAUAGGAUUGGGUGUAUGUUGUUGGAACGGGCAGGCCAAGAGGCCCUGAGACCUACAGGUGCCGUCUGUAUGGAGAAAAGCGGCUGUAGUCCAUUUCCAGUGUGUUGGGCUAAAGAAUAUGACAGAUACCUAGCAUCUAGCAAAAGAAUGGCAGCUGCUUAUCUUGACCCAAACUUGAAUCACACACCAAGUUCGAGUACUAAGACUCACCUGGGUACUGGCAUGGAACGGUCCCCUGGUGCAAUGGAACGAGUAUUAAAGGUCUUUCAUUAUUUUGAAAGCAGUAGUGAGCCAACCACCUGGGCCAGUAUUAUCAGGCAUGGAGAUGCUACUGAUGUCAGGGGCAUCAUUCAGAAGAUAGUGGACAGUCACAAAGUAAAGCACGUGGCCUGCUAUGGAUUUCGCCUCAGUCACCUGCGAUCGGAGGAGGUGCACUGGCUGCACGUGGACAUGGGUGUCUCCAGUGUGAGGGAGAAAUAUGAACUCGCCCACCCACCAGAGGAGUGGAAAUAUGAGUUGAGAAUUCGUUACUUGCCAAAAGGAUUUCUAAACCAGUUUACUGAAGAUAAGCCAACAUUGAAUUUCUUCUAUCAACAGGUGAAGAGUGACUACAUGCAAGAAAUAGCUGAUCAAGUAGACCAAGAAAUAGCUUUGAAGUUGGGUUGUUUGGAAAUUAGGCGAUCCUAUUGGGAGAUGAGGGGUAAUGCCCUAGAGAAGAAGUCCAACUAUGAAGUAUUAGAAAAAGAUGUUGGUUUAAAGCGAUUUUUUCCUAAGAGUUUACUGGAUUCUGUCAAGGCCAAAACACUAAGAAAGCUGAUCCAGCAAACAUUCAGGCAGUUUGCCAACCUUAAUAGAGAAGAAAGCAUCCUGAAAUUCUUUGAGAUUCUUUCUCCUGUGUACAGAUUUGACAAAGAGUGCUUCAAGUGUGCCCUUGGGUCAAGUUGGAUCAUUUCUGUGGAAUUGGCAAUCGGCCCAGAAGAAGGGAUCAGUUACCUGACAGACAAAGGCUGCAAUCCCACACACCUAGCAGACUUUAACCAAGUGCAGACCAUCCAGUACUCAAACAGUGAAGACAAAGACAGGAAAGGAAUGCUACAACUCAAAAUCGCUGGUGCUCCUGAGCCUCUGACCGUGACGGCACCAUCCCUAACCAUUGCCGAGAACAUGGCCGACCUGAUUGAUGGAUACUGCCGGCUGGUGAAUGGAGCCACACAAUCUUUCAUCAUCAGACCCCAGAAAGAAGGUGAACGGGCGUUGCCAUCAAUACCAAAGUUGGCCAACAGUGAAAAGCAAGGCAUGCGGACACAUGCAGUCUCUGUGUCAGGAGUCAGUCACUGCCAACAUAAAGUUAAGAAAGCUAGGCGCUUUCUCCCUUUGGUCUUCUGUUCUCUUGAACCUCCUCCAACGGAUGAAAUUAGUGGGGACGAGACAGAUGACUAUGCAGAGAUCAUCGAUGAGGAAGACACAUACACCAUGCCCUCGAAAAGCUAUGGAAUAGAUGAAGCCAGGGAUUAUGAGAUUCAGAGAGAAAGAAUAGAACUUGGACGCUGUAUUGGAGAAGGUCAGUUUGGAGAUGUACAUCAAGGCGUGUACCUGAGCCCAGAGAAUCCAGCUUUGGCUGUUGCAAUCAAAACAUGUAAAAACUGUACUUCGGACAGCGUGAGAGAGAAGUUCCUUCAAGAAGCCUUAACAAUGCGUCAGUUUGACCAUCCUCACAUCGUGAAGCUGAUUGGAGUCAUUACAGAGAACCCUGUCUGGAUAAUCAUGGAGUUGUGCACACUUGGAGAGCUGAGGUCAUUUUUGCAAGUAAGAAAAUACAGCUUGGACCUGGCAUCUUUGAUAUUAUAUGCCUAUCAGCUUAGUACAGCACUCGCGUAUCUGGAGAGCAAAAGAUUUGUUCACAGGGACAUUGCUGCUCGGAAUGUUCUGGUGUCUUCAAAUGAUUGUGUAAAAUUGGGAGACUUUGGAUUAUCUCGAUAUAUGGAAGACAGUACUUACUAUAAAGCUUCCAAAGGAAAAUUACCUAUUAAAUGGAUGGCUCCAGAGUCAAUCAAUUUUCGACGUUUUACCUCAGCUAGUGACGUGUGGAUGUUUGGUGUGUGUAUGUGGGAGAUACUGAUGCAUGGCGUGAAGCCUUUUCAAGGAGUGAAGAACAAUGAUGUGAUCGGUCGAAUUGAAAAUGGGGAAAGAUUACCAAUGCCUCCAAAUUGUCCUCCCACCCUCUACAGCCUUAUGACGAAAUGUUGGGCCUAUGACCCCAGCAGGCGGCCCAGGUUUACUGAACUAAAAGCUCAGCUCAGCACAAUCCUGGAGGAGGAGAAGGUGCAGCAAGAAGAACGGAUGAGGAUGGAAUCCAGAAGACAGGCUACCGUGUCCUGGGACUCUGGAGGGUCUGAUGAAGCACCACCCAAGCCCAGCAGACCUGGUUAUCCUAGCCCGAGAUCCAGUGAAGGAUUUUAUCCCAGCCCACAGCACAUGGUCCAGACCAAUCACUACCAGGUCUCUGGCUACCCGGGUUCCCAUGGAAUCCCAGCCAUGGCUGGCAGCAUUUACCAAGGUCAGGCAUCUCUUCUGGACCAGACAGAAUUGUGGAAUCACAGACCUCAGGAGAUGUCCAUGUGGCAGCCCAGUGUGGAGGAUUCGGCAGCUUUGGACCUUCGAGGGAUGGGACAGGUGCUUCCCCCUCACCUGAUGGAAGAGCGGCUAAUCCGACAGCAGCAGGAAAUGGAAGAAGACCAGCGCUGGCUGGAGAAGGAAGAGCGAUUCCUGAAACCUGAUGUGAGGCUCUCUCGAGGCAGCAUCGACAGGGAAGACGGGAGUUUUCAGGGUCCGACUGGAAACCAACACAUCUAUCAGCCUGUGGGGAAGCCAGAUCCUGCAGCUCCACCAAAGAAACCUCCUCGCCCUGGAGCACCUGGCCACCUAAGCAACCUGUCCAGCAUCAGCAGCCCUGCAGACAGCUACAAUGAGGGUGUCAAGCCGUGGAGGCUUCAGCCCCAGGAAAUCAGCCCCCCUCCCACUGCCAACCUUGACCGGUCCAAUGACAAGGUAUAUGAAAAUGUGACAGGCCUAGUGAAGGCUGUCAUCGAGAUGUCCAGCAAAAUCCAGCCAGCUCCUCCAGAAGAGUACGUCCCUAUGGUGAAGGAAGUUGGCCUGGCCCUGCGGACCUUACUAGCCACGGUGGAUGAGACCAUUCCUGCUCUUCCAGCCAGCACUCAUCGAGAGAUCGAGAUGGCACAGAAGCUGCUGAACUCCGACUUAGGCGAGCUCAUCAGCAAGAUGAAGCUGGCGCAGCAGUACGUCAUGACCAGCCUGCAGCAGGAGUAUAAGAAGCAGAUGCUGACAGCUGCUCACGCCCUGGCUGUGGAUGCCAAGAACCUACUUGAUGUUAUUGAUCAAGCAAGACUGAAAAUGCUAGGGCAGACACGGCCACACUGAGCCCCUGGCCAUUGAACGUGGCUUUCUGCCCUUUGGGAGAUCUUCUCUAGCAUUCCACCAGCAGCGAGGAAGUAACCUUAGCCUCUGUAGCCCGUGCUCACGGCUCCAACUGAAUGACAGCUAGCUGAAAGUCUCUCUUGUAUAAGUUUCAUCACUUAUACAUGGUUUUGAUUUUGUUAUUUUUCUAAAUAGUGUUCAGAAAACUCUGGAUCCAAAAUGUGGCAUUUUUCUGAGAAUGAAGAUUAUACAUUAAGAAGCUUUUAAAAUAUACUUGGUGUUCAAAUUGGGAUGUGUGUUCCUAGAAGUGGUAAUUCAUACUGACCAUGACUUCAAGUUGGAAGAGAAAUGUCUGAGGAGGGAGGGUUCCCUGAGACCAUGGAGACUGGUUAUCCUUCCUGCCAGAAUUCCUAUCCAGACUGUGUUGCAAUAUGCUAAUCUCAUUUAUAGAGAAAGUGCAUAAAAGCUAUAUUUUGAAGAAUGAGUGGUUUCAAAAGAAAACUUCUGCCCUCCCUGUCUCCGCCUUCUCUCCUGUGGAUACUGAAGCAUUGGGUUGCGAACUAUCUGUAGAACUGACAAAAACUUGCCUUUCCUCAUCAGAAUUCUGUGCCAGUUUUGUACCAGAGCACUCCCAACUGCAUCAAGAAAUUCCAGGACCAGCCCUGUUCUCCAUUUUUAUAUAAUUUAUAAGAAUAAUUAAAGCCAUGUUGACUCUUACAGCCACUGGAGCUAACUGACCUUCAUUGCGUCUGUCUUCCCAGGGAGGACCCCGCAGGACAAACAGGGAUGUGGUUUUCUUUAGAUGUCCAGUUGGUAUACCAUGCAUUCUGUUAGGUGAUUUUGAGAGCAUACCUUCCCUUUAGUUUGUUGGGGGAUAUAAAUUAUUCUCAGGAAGAAUAUAAUAAAUUGUACAGUUCCUCUGACCUAUUAAAAAGGUGGCGCCGGGAAA